AUGGAAUCAUCGCCGUCUUUAUCUUCGUUUGAUUCUCUACGCUCUCAAGCAUUAUCAUCUGGUUUUGAAAGUAAAGUAGAAGUAAAUCAACGAAUGUUAAUUGAUAAAAUGUUGGCACGCUAUUCAAGUGAUUUCGUAAUCUGUCGCGAGUUAAUUCAGAAUUCCGAUGAUGCCAGAGCAACUCAGUUUGUGAUGGAGAUAACAUGUAAACCAAAUAACAUUAAAAUUGGAAAUCCGUGUUCAGAUGUAGAAUACAACGAUUGUACUAUUAGUGAAAUUGUGACAAAAAAUAAUGGUCUUGUAUUCACAGAAACAGAUUGGAAGCGUAUUGCUGCAAUAGCUGAAGGAAAUGAUCGAGUUGAUUCGGUUGGACAAUUUGGUGUCGGAUUUUUCUCAGUUUUUGGCUGGUCCGAAGAACCUAUCGUUACAUCCGGCUCUGAUUAUUUAGCAUUUGUAUGGAAAAAUAAUUCAUUGAUUACAUUUCGGCAUAAAUUACCUAAUGCACAACAAACAAAUUUAACAUCAGUUAUAAUGAAAAUGAAAAAUGAAUAUACACUACAAACAUCAGCACCUCCAAAUGAUGAUGAUUCAUUCCUUUUUUCUCCCGAUGAUCAAUCAAAAUCUACUCCAAAAAAGAAGAAACCUCUCAAAGUUACAAAUGAUAAUUUUAAAAUAAAAAAUGGAGAGAUUAUACCGGUGAUUAAUUUAUGUGCAUUAAAAGCUUAUUUUACAAAAGUUUUAUGUUUUACUAAACAAGUGAAUGAAUUAAUAAUCAAAAUUAAUAAUAAUAUUGUAUUUAAAGUAAAUAAAACACAAACAAUUGUUCCUCCAUCAAAAUUAACUUUAUCUUUUAAAAUGAAUUCAAUACACAACAUGUUUAAAUUAAACUCAUUUGUUGAAACACAACAAACAUUUUCUAUAGCAAAUUCAAAAAGUUCAUCUAAAUUUGAUUCAAUUACCAUGCGUCAUAUCAAUGUUGAUGGUCAAGUGACAAUUGAUGAGCAAUUUCAUGAACAAACAAAGCGUAUUAUGAAAAAAUCAUUACCACCUACAAUACAAAUACAACUAUUAUAUCCAUCCAAUGAUAUUACAAUGAGAAAGAAAAUAGCAAGCCAAAAUCACGCUCAAGAUUAUAAUAUGAAAAUAUUGAAUUCAUUAAUACCAUUAAAAUUUAUUAGUCAAACAAUAAUACCAUCAGGUUUAGUUUUUAUUGGUUUAAGCACUCAUCAGACCACCGGUAUUGGUGCUCAUAUCUUUACACACUUAAUUCCAACAAUUGAACGAGAAAAUCUCGAUUUACAAGAUCCAUUUAUUUCACGUUGGAACAAAGAAUUGUUAACCACUGUUGGCCAAAUUGCUCGUUUUAUUUAUGAUCAAUCAAUGUUGAAACAACAACCCAAAAUGACAACUAAUGAUAGUGGAAAUACCAUCUCAUCGAUUGUUUUGUCAACAAGUUUUCAACAAUCAGUACCAAAUCAUGAAAUUGGUGAUUUAUUAUCAGAAGGAUUUUUUCAUUCUAAUAAAGAUUUACUUGUUCCAAUACAAGCAUCAUCAAACAAUAUGAUCUCAUUACUCUCAUCAAAACAAGCAUAUUUAUCUAAUUCACCAUUCUUUCAUUCAUUUCUACCUUUACCAAUCGUACCGUAUGAGCUAUCAUUGAAUGCAAUUGGAUUUUUUAAUGCUCUGAAAGCACGUGAUUUAAUAUUAGAAAUUGAUCAAAAUUUAAUUGAAACAACGUUAAAAACAACAAUAUUAACCACAAAACAAGUUGUUGAUCUACUACAUUGGCUAUGUAGUAAAAGUCAUGGUUAUGAUAAAAUAUAUGUCAAAAAUUUAUUAGGUUUAAUUGUAUUUAAAGAUAAUAAUCAAUCAUCUCAAAUCACAUUAAUAAAUAUAAAACAUUAUGAUUCAUAUAAUCUAUCGUCAUUAUUACCAUUACCCGCUAAUACGUUACCAUCAACAAUUGCUAGUCAUUUAUCAACUGAAGAAUUAACUAAACAAUUAAAUUUAACACCGUUGUCAUUCAAAGAACUUCUAAAUUUUUAUUUGAAUAAAAAUCAACAAUAUCUUUUAUUAAGUGAAGUAACAACACCAUUUAUACUUAGUUUUUUUAGUACACAUACAGGACGUUUAACAAAACCCGACUGGACAAAAAUUAAAAAUACAUUAGGAAAAUUACCUUGUAUUCCAACCACACAGUUAAUGAAAUUACCCAAUGAAUCGUACAUACCAUCCGCAGUAAUUUCAUCAUCAAUGGCUACUGUUACGUUGAAUAUAAGUGGAAAUAAUAAUAUUGAAAAUGAGGAAGAUAUUGAAUUAGAAGAUGAUAAUGAUAAAAAUAAUAAUAAUUCUGUUUCAGUUUAUUUUCUAAAAACAAUUGGCUGUCGUACAAUGAAUGUUCAAUCAUUUGUUAAAACAUCUGCAUCCUCUACAAAUUCUUCAAUUUCAUUACAAAUAUUAGUUCAACAAUUGAUGGCAGAGCGAGAUAGUCUUUCAGAUGAAGAUUAUCGACAAUUAAAACUAAGUGAAUGUUUAAGAGGUACAACAAUCAAACAAAAGAAUGACUAUAAUCGACUAUUUAAACCCACUGAUUUACAUUUUCCAGCCGUUGCUUUAGAAAUCAAAUGGAAUGAUUUGUUAAUUAUCGAUUGGAUUGAUAUUAAUAAAAAAUCACCAGAAUAUGCAUUUUUAAAAGAAAUUGGUGUUAAAGAAGUACCGAAUUUAGAUGAUAUAAUAACUAAAAUAGCAACAGAUCAACAAGAUAAACAAAAACAACCAAUUUCAAAUGCAUUGAGAUUUUUUAUUGAAAAUUUUCAACAACAUUAUUCAAAAAUUUAUAAAACAGCCAAAAUUUCUAUACCAUUUUUGCCAUCUGUAUGGCCAAAUAUCAAAACUGAUGAUCAAAUGGGUGAAGCUGAUGAUGAUAAUGAAAUUGUUUUAUCUCUUCCAGAAGAAGUUUUUACAGGUACAAAACCAAAUCCAUUGUGUCCUAUCUUAUUGCCAGAAAUAACUCAAUUAAUUGAUGCCAAUAUGAAUCUGUCUUUACUGGGUAUAAAAUCGACACCAACCAUAACAACUGCGUUUAAUUUAUUAAUAACAAAAAGAAAUGAUUUAUUAACAUUAAAAUCAGCUUCAAAAAUAUUUAGUUAUUUAAAUGGAUUAGAAGGAUUAAAUAGAGCAACUACUGAAAAAUUAUCAAAAAUUGCUUUCAUUCCAAUAAAAGGAAAUGAUACACUGAUGAAACCGUCUCAAGUAUUUAUUAAACCUGAAAAUAGUAGCAGAAGUUAUAAUCAAGAAAUAAUUAUUCUCGAUACGGAUGAUGAAGAAGAAGUUGAAUUAGAAGACAAAGGUCGAAAACGAGCGAGACGAGGAGGAAAAAGAGAGAAAAAAAUUGUUAAAAAGCCCAAACCAAAAUAUUAUCCUAUCGAUGAGAAUAAUAGUGCUAAUAAUAAUUCUAUGAUUGAUAAAAGUGGUUUGAUUGAUUAUGUUGAUUUUGGAGUAGAAGGCAAUCAAUUUUUACUAAGUGUCGGCGUCGAACGUUCACCUUCUCCUGCCGUUCUAGCUGAGUUAUUAAUUGAUCGUCAAGAACAAUAUUUUAGUCAUAAUGAACAAACAACAGAAAUGAAAAUAAAUACAUAUAUUGAAUGUUUAAAAGAAUUGAGUAUGGCCGAUAUAAAAUUGUUUAAUGCAGUAUUAAUAAAACGAUUGAGAAAUGAAAAAUGGUGUUUGGGUUUUAAAAUUGUCAAAGAUAAAUCAGCACGUAAUGUAGUCAAUAGUAAUUCGAAAACAUAUGAGAUAGUUCAACCAUGUGAUGUUUAUCUUGAUGAUGAUCAUCAAAUUGUACAACAAUUACAUCCAUUAGUUCCACCUGAUUUUAAAGAAUUAACAGAAUUAUAUAGACGAUUUGGCUCGCCUUGGUUAUCCGAAAGUGUACAACGUAAAAGUGCCACUUCGGAUCGUUGUAAUAUGUUGAAAAAUUUGAUUCAUGAACGAUUGGAAUUGUUAUUAUGCAAUCGACGUGUAAGUUUUAUAACUUUUACAUUAUUCAUAUUAUUAAUGGAAUUGUUGUUACUGUUUUUUUUUUCUAAGGGUGAAAAAUUACAAAAUGUUGACGCAAAAGCUGUUGAUUUAUUGAAAAGAAAACUAUUCGUAUUAGAAACUGAAGGAAUUGAAUCAAAAUUAAUCUUUCAAAAGAAAACAUAUAUAUUUGAGUCAAAUGAAAAUAGUACUUGCGCAUUGAUUAGUGAAAAAAAUAAACUUUCAUUACAUGUUCAAAUGCAUGCAGAACUUGAUUAUGUUGAUGUUGCAACAGAACUGGCAAGAUUUUUACUCAAAAAUCCCGAUGAAUCUGUUAUCAAUUCAAUGUCGGUUAAUUUAUCAACACCAUUAGAUAUAUUGAAACGACGAGGAGUACCUAUCGAUCGAUUAUUACAAAAAAGUCAAAAUAACGUUCAAUUUGUUCAGCCUCCGCCCACAUACAAUCAUCAACAUAAUGGACCAGUUCAAUUUCACAAUGAAAGUCAUGUUGAAUUAAGUGGUAAAGUUCGUGACUUUUCUGCUCAAACAAUAAAAGAAGAACGAUCAAUUGAAAAUAUAUUCAAAGAUGUUAGACCAUAUAAUAGUAAAUAUUUUAAACAACAAGAACAUCUUCAACAAGACAUCGAUCAUUCUUGUGAAGCUGUCAAUGCUGCAAAUAUGACACGUCAUUCACAAUUAUUUAACCAACUUCCAUUAUUUUUGGAAGGUAAUUUACAAUUGAAUGAUAAAUUAAUUAGCCAUGCUAAACAAUUUUCAUUGAUAAUGGCUGGUUUAGCUCAAGUAUUUAAAGUUCAAAAAUCAUGUUUUCAUUUAUAUUAUGAUAUUGAUGGAGGGAGAAUGGCAUUUAAUACAAAUGGUUCAAUGUUUUUCAAUUUACGUUAUUAUUCACAAGUACACACUAAUUUACUCAAAUCACAGACGACAACUUCAAAUUCAUCAAAUUUAAAUGAUGUUAUUAAUUUUUGGUAUAUUGUUACAUGUCAUGAAUUAGCUCAUAAUGCGGAAACAAAUCAUAAUGCACGUCAUGAAAAUCGCUUAGAAACAUUAGCAGUCAAAUAUAUGACAGCAAAAGAUAGUUUUAUUCAAGGGUUUGUCUUUGAUAAAUAUGUAGAAUAA
Molecule: messenger RNA, 5154 nt
Organism: Didymodactylos carnosus
Lineage: Eukaryota; Metazoa; Rotifera; Eurotatoria; Philodinida; Philodinidae
Source: the annotation of a GenBank genome assembly